This is a messenger RNA of Drosophila willistoni, 1354 nucleotides long. RefSeq lists its product as uncharacterized. Bases 127 to 1281 code for a protein of 384 amino acids. The transcript is spliced from 2 exons. Lineage: Eukaryota; Metazoa; Arthropoda; Insecta; Diptera; Drosophilidae. The record is from RefSeq and is a predicted model, not a curated record.
GUCUAAUGCCAAACAAAUUUUCUUGAUAUUACAUAAAAUUCUGUCAGUUCAUUCUGAGGUUUUGUAAAAAACAGUAAAAAACGUGACUUUUGAACAGGCAAAAUACAAAAUUUUUGAUUUACAAAUAUGUUUGGAUUUUUAAAUCAUUUGAAAAGUAGCUGGCAGGCGGUUACGGCAACCGCCACUAAUACAAAUGGAUUGGGCUCUCAAAUUCGUAUACUUGAGGAUCGUGAACGGAAUUAUACACUCUUAGGAUUGAGACGAUAUUUUCCCGAAGACGUUAAUGAAGAAAUCUAUAGAAAAUUCCUUAUGGAUUUCUGUGCUAGGCAAAGGAUAAGCAUCGAAGAGGGUGUGCCAAAGGCAUACGCAUUUUGGACUAAUAUAAAAGAGGCGGAAUUAAGAAAAAAAAAUAAAUACUACGAAGUUAAUUACUUUAAAAAGGAUAAGGCCUUAAAGACCAAAAAUCAGCUAAAAUCUCGCAUAAAAAAGAAAGCUGUAUCAAAAAGUAAGAAACGAAAAAGUGCUGCGAGAAAACCCAAAAGAACAGCGGCUAACAAAUACAAGUAUUCUUCGCGGUCUCAAGCAGUACUAAAAAGACAAGCUACAGAAAGAAAACCUCACUUAAGGCAAGGAAAACUGAUCAAGUUCACAAAACAACAACAAAACAUGAUAGUAAAACGACCUCGGGCUCGAAAUCCUGUGAACCCUACGUCUAGUUCCACACCAUUCGAUUUGCGGUCUAGUUCGCAAAUUAGGGCAAAUGAAGCAUAUCUGUCAGACAUGGCGGCUCCAAAUAGUUGUCUAAUGCCACUUUCUGAUUGCAAAGUUUUUCAAUUAUUAGAUAAAAUUAAAGAGAUUCAAUUGAAUUUGGAAAAGCUAAAUAAGAGCGGUGAUGAGACAGCAAAUAAGCGUGGCAAUCAUAAUCCAGAGCAAAUUUGUGGGUCAUCGAAUUCGAGCCAUCCAGUUAGAAUUAAGCAAGAAAAGAUAUCCUCGACAGAGUUACGUGAAGUUCCAGUUAAAAUUUUUAAUAAAAAAUAUGAACCAGGAAAUCCUUCAAACAGAAUUCAAUCAAAUGAAGGUGAUGAACUGAACCAGUCAGUAAUAAGGGAUAAUCAAAUUGAUCUUACUAAUAAUUCACAAAUUGGUGGGCGAAAACGAAAAGUUCAAAAGCAAUCAAAAUUAUCCACAGUUGUGCAAAAAGGUCCAAAGGGGAGAAAAGCAAAGAAGAUCGAACCUAAAAAGCCAAGGCCCAGGAAAACAAUUAGUGUUAAGGACACUUAAGGAAGUUUCCCCAACAAUUCGCCAGGCUUAUCCCCCCGAAGCACUCUUAAUAUCAUAUUUAUGUUCUCAAAAU